AACUCUAAGCUAGGAUACAUUCAAAAUCACGUCCUAUCCUGGCCAAGGCAUUAUAUAUUUAUAUUAUAUUAUUAUAUUUUAUUUAUAAUUUUUUUUCUUUUUCUCUCUGCAUUGAAAUUCUUACAUUUUAUUAUAGCGUUUAACUUCAUAUCCAUUUGCUUAUCCGUACUUAGUAUAGAAAUACCUUGAUGUAAUUUUGGUUUGUUCCGAUAACUUUCUUGUUCUGGUUUUAUUCUAAGCUUCUUUUUAUUUUUGAGCAGUGCAAGUAGGUGAUGGCAAAACUAGUGAUUUAGUGCUACAGGUGGUGAUUUUGUGGAAGAGAUGCCAUAUCACUGGAAUGUUUUGUUUCUUAGUCAUUUGAUCCGCUGUUUGUCUUUAUUGAUCUGUAUAGGUUGAGACGCAGAUUUAAUAAUUUGUAUAAAAUGUGAUAAUAUUAGGACUUUGAGAUACAUCUGCAACUUAUAAAAGCUUCUCUUCAACACUUCCUCUUCAUAAAAUCUGUGACUUAAUAGAGAAGAGUGUGAAGCAGACAUUUUUCCAAGAAAAGGUAGUUAGAAAAAAAAUACAAUACUGUAAUACUAUCCAGUAAAUGCUGCUUUUCAGUACCAAAAUACCUUGUCUGAUUUUCACAUCCCUUCACUGUGCUGAAACUUUGGGAAUUCUUGUGCUUUACCACAAAGAAUAACAAGAGUAGAAAACAUGUAACGGUAAUGUAGCUGUUUGAUGAAGAAUCAUGAUAUGCUAAGGAUAACUCAUUACUGUUUCUGCAUUUGACAGGUCAGAAUGGUAGGCAUGGUAUAUGCAGAAUGAGGAUACUAAGCCUUGAUUAAUAAAGAGUUCUUUUUUUACUAUUGAAGGCAAAUAAGUGGUCAUGACAGUUGCUAAAGUUUAAAAACAAGAAGGAAUGUCUGUAAUUACACACUGCUUUUGCCUGUUCAUAUAUUUGCUGGAAGGUUUAUCAACAUACACCAUAAUAAAAAAGAACAUAAGCGAAUGCCAGUUUAUACAUUAUUAGAAAAGCAUAAGUAUGUUUUCUCAGUGGAGUGAUGAUUAAGGAUAACUAACAAAAAUAAAUUGAUGCAUAAAUUGAUACAUUUGAUGUAAAACUAUUUUUGUAAUAACCAGAAUUAAACAAUGUACUUAACAUUGUUCAUAAAAGGCAUUAUAAUUUACUGGCAUUUAAAACAAAAACAAAAUUGCAUUAAAUAUUUAGUAGAUAUAUGUUCUUACAUAUACACAUAUUUUUUAUCUUGUUUGAUAAGAAUAACAUAUUUCUACCUUUUUUUGAUUACUAGUUUCUUGUUUAUUCAUGUACACCGAUUUAUUCUUGUUUUCCUUCUUCUUUCUUUUGCUGUCUGUUUUUUGUAUAUACUCCAGUGCAGAAAUUAUUGGUUUGAGAUUUUGUCUUGUACAUUUUGUUGCACUUGGGGGAACACAAUUUUUCACUUCAUGGUUUAUAUGCAUUAUAUAAAAUUAAGCGGUAUUCAGGAUCUAAGUUUCCAUAUAUGUACAAGUUCUUUUUCUUUCUCACAUGUACAACUUUAUAUGUAUUAUCAAAUAUACUGCAUUUCACCUGCCACCAAUAUAAGUAUGUAUAAAUAGCUUCCACGUGGCGUACAGAAGCACGUGUAUGCGUGGCUUCACCGUAGGCGCCCCAAUACUUAAGGCUCAGGAUGACCCAGGGAAAUUGGAAGAGCAGGCAAGAUGAAAAUUAACAUGAAAUUACUGCCUAUGAAGGCACAUUACUUCUUAAUGUUUGCAGGCACUGCACCUGUGCUUCCAUUCCUGCCAGUAUAUGCACGACAACAGGGUAUCUCCCCUGCGGGCAUUGGCCUCAUCUACACCAUCCUACCCUUUGUCGGACUCUUCGCAAAGGCUGCAUCAGGUGCGCUUGCUGAUUUACUUCGCAUUCACCGAGGAGUUUUUUUGUCUGCUAUUGCUGUGUGUACCCUUGGUUUCUUCAGUGUCUACUUCACGCCACCAAUACCUCAGACACCGAAUAAGGUUCCUGCCAAAGUGACUCUGGAUUGUAGCUCACCUUCCACCUACAUCAAGUUUUGCUCUUCAAAGGAAAAAUGUAGACAGAAUGAUUUCAUUAAUGGCAUUAAGGAUAAUUAUACAACAACAUGUAAAGUGGAUUGUGCAGGAGAUGAUACAGAAACGAUCAAGUCCGUGUGUGCAGCUUGGAAUUUAUCUACUUCUUGCGAGGACUCCGAACUGAACUUCACUGCCACAACUAACCUGUUCUACAAUGAGCAAGUUCAUCCAUGCACCUUCUUUCCCAUAUCCAAUAUUACGGCUAGUGGCAUGGAGUUGGCUGAUCCCACAUGCCCCGAUUUAACCAGCUUGAACUGCACGCUAGUCUGCAAUGACGGCAGAUUCAUGUCGUUUAUGGAAGCCCCUCUGACAGUUCCUCCCACUACUUAUCAAGAGCUGUUGUCAUACCACCAGUUCUGGCUCUACCUCCUAUGCGUCAUCAUUGCUUGGAGCGGCUUGGGGAUCUCUGUGGUUAUGUCCGAUACUGUUUGCUUCCAGCUUUUGGGUGAAAAAGGAAACAAGUAUGGAGAGCAGCGUCUGUUUGGAUCCCUGGGCUGGGGUACCUUGGUUGUCAUCACGGGCCUGCUUAUCGACUAUUCCUCCCAAGGUCAAGUGCAGAAAGACUACACCUCCGCCUUUGUCUUGAGUCUUGCUGUCUUGUUUAUAGAUCUCGUGGCUGCAACUCGUCUCCAGAUUGAGGGAAAUGAAAAGAAGAGCUGGACAGCAGGUGCGAUGGCUCGUCUUAUUUGCGAGCCACAGAUCGUUCUCUUCGUUGUCUGCUGUGUUGUAGUUGGAAUAUCGACUGGAAUUCUGUGGACUUUCCUGCUGAUGUUGGUUGAGGACAUUGCCUUUGAGUGGGACUGUCACUUCCAAGCCAUGAAGCUGCUUCAGGGACUCAUCAUGGGAGUCCAGUGCUUCGGCGGAGAGUUGCCCUUCUUCUUCAUAUCUGGCUGGUUCAUCAAGAAGCUGGGUCACGUCCAUUCCAUGUCCCUGGUAAUUGGGAUGUUUGGGAUUCGAUACAUCCUGUACUACACCAUUGUCAAUCCGUGGGUUUUCCUGCCCAUCGAACUGCUCAAUGGCUUCACCUUUGGGAUUUUCUACGCUACCAUGACUUCUUAUGCGAGUCAGGUUGCUCCCAGUGGCACAGAAGCGACAAUGCAGGGUAUUGUGGGAGCUUCUUUUGAAGGCAUUGGCAUUGCAGUUGGUGGCUUUGUGGGAGGGUCACUUUUCUUCACUGUUGGUGGCUCAAGAACCUUCCUCUAUACAGGAAUAUUCAACUUGUUCUUUGCUGUUCUCCACAUUAUCCUGCAGAUCCUUCUUAAGAGGCUAAGACCACAGUCAGCAUCAGCUGGAGGUAGUCCAACUCCAGUGGGUUACAUGGUCCCCAGUGAGAGCAUGAAACCUGUAGCUGCCACAGAUGGAGAGGGUGAAGAAGAUUAAGUUAUGAAAUCACUAUAUCAAAGUCUCAUGUUAUGUUGGGAGUUAACCAGUGAGUGUGACUAAGGAAACUUUUUUUCUGGAAGCAAACACAAAUACAUGUUUCCUGCAAUUAACUCAGGAGGAUAACAGCCUUGGAAGGACUAAAGUUAGCAGCAACAUGGAAUUAAAGAUCCUGCUUGUCCCGUCCACAUUUAAAGGGCACAAUGAUCAAGGUCACUUUAGUGAGUACUUCCUUAAAUGAUAAAUAUCCAUAAAAUGCUGAAUAUAUUUUUGUCAAUGAGAAAAGGAGCCUUAAACAUUAAGAAGUAUGGCUUGAGAUUUAUUGUUUCCCUCUCUGGAAUAUCAGUAACAUUGAUUUAGGCUGUUGAGCUUGUGGUGCUUCUGCUAGAUCUACUAUUAGUAUUAGCAUGUACAAAAUAUAUAGAACAAAUGUUUUCCAUGCUUCAGAAAUUCCAGUGAGCUCCAAACUGAAGCACAGACUUUUUACUGAUAUUAUUUAUAUUAUAUUUAUUAUUUUGAAAGGAUUUGUUUUCAUUUGAUAUCUGAAUUUUACUAUUACUGAAGCCAGGUAUCAGGGCUGACUCCAGUGAUUUUUAGGUAUUUUUUUAUGGUCAAGCUAAUUGCAAAAGCAUAUAGCAGCUACACUCUUUGCUUUAGAGAACUUAACCCCUUGCAUGUGAUGAUAACCUCCAAAGGCAACAUGGCAGUAAGCCAAUUUUGCAUUGCCUGCUCCUGAUAGUGCACUGGGUAGUGGAUUGACCUCUCACCUUAAGCUGGUGUGUCAGCUCAAAGGACUUAUUGGUCCAGGGAGUUUUCAAAUGAAAUUAUGUGAUUUUAUUAUCUUCCUAAGGGGUCAUUGGACCAGCAAUAACCUCUAGGUCGGCUGAUCCUGUUUUUUUGGGGGGUAUCUCAUACUCAGAGGGUUAAUAUUGUAAAAUUUACAUGGACUGGUUCCAUGUACAUAUAUUGAUAUUCUUAUUUAUUAGUAAUAUAAUGUGUGUGUAUAUGUAGUAAUGCAUUUUAUAAGACAAUAGGUAAUGCUUUCUAGGCAUUUUAGAUAUUGAAAUAUGAACUUCUGACUUUUUAGACAUGUUAAAACUGCAAAGUUAGUGAAAUUUUAUACUUAGCUAUGUGAAUAUGAGGUCUGAGCAAAAGGCUUAUUAGCUAAAUCUUUGGCCUUGCUUUCCAUGAAUUCAUGUUUCAUGCAUAUGGUAUAAAAAAGUUCAUUACUAAUGAUAUAUGUAUUGUAUAUAGGUCUGGAAUAAAGAGAAAUGUGUCAGACGAUAUAGA
Messenger RNA from Penaeus chinensis, 4767 nucleotides. It is a transcript of the gene Sugb, whose product is annotated as major facilitator superfamily domain-containing protein 6-like. The transcript has 11 exons. The record is from RefSeq and is a predicted model, not a curated record. Lineage: Eukaryota; Metazoa; Arthropoda; Malacostraca; Decapoda; Penaeidae. Gene Ontology annotation, molecular function: transmembrane transporter activity. The coding region runs from base 1705 to 3477 and encodes 590 amino acids. Gene Ontology annotation, cellular component: membrane.